This is a messenger RNA of Harmonia axyridis, 1678 nucleotides long. Its product is annotated as N-sulphoglucosamine sulphohydrolase. The transcript is spliced from 7 exons. Gene Ontology annotation, molecular function: N-sulfoglucosamine sulfohydrolase activity. The coding region runs from base 43 to 1560 and encodes 505 amino acids. Lineage: Eukaryota; Metazoa; Arthropoda; Insecta; Coleoptera; Coccinellidae. The record is from RefSeq and is a predicted model, not a curated record. Gene Ontology annotation, biological process: glycosaminoglycan catabolic process; heparan sulfate proteoglycan catabolic process.
AAUUUUUGGUUGAGACGGUUGAGUUGACAGCUAUCGAAAAGUAUGGCUGGAACUUGGUUAUUGUUGGUGUUCUUUUUAUUCGAAUUUGAGUUUUCUAAGGGAAAUCCAAGGCAGCAAAAUGUAUUAUUAAUAGUAGCUGACGACGCAGGUUUUCAACUGGGAACCUAUAGAGAGAAAAUAUGCCAAACUCCCAAUAUAGAUGCCCUAGCAAAAAGGAGUUUGAUAUUCAACAAGGCAUAUACUUCUGUUAGCAGCUGUUCGCCAAGUAGAUCUGCUCUACUAACAGGUUUACCGUCACAUAAGAAUGGCAUGUAUGGUUUACAUCAGGCAAACAAUCAUUUCAAUUCUUUUGAUGAUAUUAUAAGUCUGCCGAAUGUUUUGAGUGACCAUAAUAUCACUACAGGUAUAAUAGGUAAAAAACACCUUGGACCAUCAUCUGUGUAUCGUUUCGAUUACGAGCAAACUGAAGAAAACAACUCGAUUCUUCAAGUUGGAAGAAACAUCACCCAUAUCAAAUUAUUAGUCCGAGAAUUUUUGAGUAAUGUUUCACAGCCCUUUCUCCUCUAUGUAGCAUUCCACGAUCCUCAUAGGUGUGGUCACACUAAUCCAGAAUAUGGAGAGUUUUGUGAAAAGUUUGGCAACGGCGAGAAAGGAAUGGGUCGGAUUCCAGAUUGGGAAGGGAUAUAUUAUCAGCCUGAUGAAAUUAUUCUACCAUAUCAUGUUCCAGAUACUCUGGAGGCCAGGGAAGAUUUUGCAGCUCAAUAUACCACUAUGUCGAGAUUAGAUCAAGGUGUUGGGCUGGUGCUGAAGGAAUUAAAGACUGCAGGAUAUCUUGAUAAUACUCUAAUAAUCUUUAGUUCAGAUAAUGCGAUACCGUUUCCAAAUGGAAGGACCAAUAUGUACGACUCUGGCGUAGCAGUUCCUUUGUUCAUAUCGUCCCCAUUUAAUACAAAAAGAUGGAAUCAAGUCACUAAUUCCCUCACUAGCCUUUUGGAUAUUUCUCCUACCAUUUAUGAUUGGUUCAAUAUUGAUGAAAACGUUUAUUUGAAAAAGGAGCAUAAACUAACAGGAAAAACACUUUUACCGUUAUUAGAUAAGGAACCAACUGACUUCACUAAGGAAGUCAUCUUUGGCAGUCAUAAUCUCCAUGAAGUAACAAUGUACUAUCCGAUGAGGAUGAUCCGCACCCAAAGAUAUAAACUCAUUCAUAAUUUGAAUUACAAUAGUGCUUUUCCUAUUGACCAGGAUUCUUAUUUAUCUCCUACAUUCCAGGGAUUAUUGAACAGGAGUAGAGCCCAUAAAGAUCUACGAUGGUAUAAAACAUUAAAUGAAUAUUACUAUCGAAAAGAAUGGGAAUUAUAUGACAUGAAAUAUGAUUCUGAAGAAUUGAUAAAUUUGGCCUAUAAUGUAACUUACAAACCUUUGCUGAAAGAACUGAAACUGAAGUUAUUUGAAUGGCAAAACAAAACUCAAGAUCCUUGGAUUUGUGCACCCCAUGCAGUUUUAGAAGAUAAAGGUGCAUAUAAGAAUGAUCCACAAUGUAUGUCAUUAGAUAAUUGAUAUCAAUACUGUUUUAUAAUGUAAUCAUAAUUUUCUUUUUUUUUUCUUUUGAAUCAUUGAGUGUAGUACCCGUUUUUUUACUAUUGAAAUAACUUACAAUAAAUCUUCUCUACAUCGA